Molecule: messenger RNA, 981 nt
Organism: Ceratitis capitata (Mediterranean fruit fly)
Lineage: Eukaryota; Metazoa; Arthropoda; Insecta; Diptera; Tephritidae
Gene: Gas41
Product: YEATS domain-containing protein 4
Exons: 2
Coding region: 203-919 (238 amino acids)
Biological process (GO): regulation of DNA-templated transcription
Source: RefSeq, a predicted model, not a curated record
UUCUCUGUGGCGUACAUCACGAAGCAAAAAUAUUAAAUGAUGCUACAACUCUGCACACAUUUUAGCACAUUUGCUUUAUUGUUUAAAACAUCACUUUUGUUAUUUUCAUCAUAUUGACAAUAGAAUAACAGCGGAUUGUUGGGCGCAAUUGCUAACAGUUAAACAAAAAUAACAAUAUUUUACUGAUACUGAUAUUCAAAGUAUGAACAGCCUCAACAUACCCACAGAUUUUGGUCCCGACUCAGGCGGCCGUGUAAAAGGUCUGGUUAUUGUUAAGCCCAUUGUAUAUGGAAACAUAGCACGCUCUUUUGGCAAAAAGAACGAAGAUGGGCAUACGCAUCAAUGGAAAGUGUAUGUGAAGCCUUAUCACAAUGAAGAUAUGUCGGUUUAUGUGAAGAAAGUGCAUUUCAAGUUGCACGAAAGUUAUGCAAAUCCAAAUCGCAUUGUCACUAAGCCACCAUAUGAAAUAACCGAAACAGGUUGGGGUGAAUUUGAGGUGGUAAUCAAGAUAUAUUUCCACGAUCCAACAGAACGCCCGGUAACAUGUUAUCAUAUAUUGAAACUCUUCCAAAGCCCUGUCGUCGAUGGCGAACUUUCUAGUAAUUUGGACAAUACCAAACGCUUAGGUGCCGCAAAUGUUCAUUUAGUAUCCGAGUCUUAUGAAGAAAUCGUGUUCCAAGAACCUACACAAUUAAUGCAACAUUUUCUUAUGAACGUACAGCCGCUCACUAGUGGCUCAUAUACACAUGAUACGGACUUUGAAGUAAAAAAGGAGAAAACAUUGGAAAACAUAAUUGAAGUAAAAGGAAAAGUUAAAAGUGAAGUCAAUACGCUUAAGGAAAAAUUAAAAUUGGCACGCGAAACUAUAAACAAGUUUAAGGCAGAACUUGCAAAAGUGCAAAAACCACCAACAAACUAAAUUAUUUGUAGUUAAUAAUUUUAAUUAUUUUUAUAAAUAAAUACAUAUAUUACUAAGUAUAU